Molecule: messenger RNA, 4017 nt
Organism: Diorhabda sublineata
Lineage: Eukaryota; Metazoa; Arthropoda; Insecta; Coleoptera; Chrysomelidae
Gene: MBD-R2
Product: PHD finger protein 20
Exons: 10
Coding region: 384-3830 (1148 amino acids)
Biological process (GO): regulation of transcription by RNA polymerase II
Cellular component (GO): NSL complex; nucleus
Molecular function (GO): DNA binding
Source: RefSeq, a predicted model, not a curated record
AGUCUUUAUCUAUGAUUGCCAUCAAAACUUAUUAUAAAUACAAUGACAAGAAAAAAUCACAUUGUUGUUGGAGACUAAUGAUAUUUAUGUAGUGAAUAUUUAUCAUUAUAUACAAGCGAAUACCACUUCUAUUCUUGAUAUAAUUGAAAAUGGAGUUUUAAAAAAUUGCAUUAGUUGUUUCUUAUACGCUUUGUCUAAUCCGGAACCUCCAUCUUUCCCAUGUAACAACUCUAUUUAAACAAAGACAAGUGGCAGUGACAAGUGUUUAGUGACAUACUUAAUUUGAAUUUCAAUAAUAAUUUGUUAAUCAGUGGACUAUACUGUAUUUACCUAACAAAUUCAAGGAAUCAAAAUAAAGUUGGAAAUUAAUAAAUAAUAUAAAAAUGGGACGCAAAUGCAAUGUGGAAAGUUGUCAAUCUGAUUCUAAUCGCCCCCAAGAUGUUGGAGUAACAUUUCAUAAAGUUCCUCCACAUUUGGAUAUAAGACCCAAAUGGUUAUCGUUAUGCAGAAUUCCUGAAGAUAAGAAAUUUGUAAAAGUCCUUUAUGUAUGCUCCAGACAUUUUUUACGAGCCGAUUUCUGUAACUUUAAAGGUAAAAAAUAUAUGCUCAAACAGGGUGUGCUACCAAGUGUGUUUCCAUGGGACAAAUCAAAAUUGGAAGCUAUUAAAGCUGAGGCAAAGAAAGAAAAACCGGUGCAUAUAAAGGAAGAACCUGUAGAUGAUAAUACAGCUACACCAGAUACUAAGCAAGAAUUACCAAGUGACUCAAUUAAACAAGAAGUUCUUGAUAGUGAGAAAAUAAAUUCAAGUAGUAAUGAGAAAAAUGAACUGAAAGAAGACCCUGUAACAAGUACCAAAUUAGUUCCAUCAAAUUCUAUAUCAAUAAGCUUCUCAAUAAAUUCAAGAGUAGAAGCAUUGGACUUUAACAAUGAAUGGUUUCCAGCUAAGAUAAUUGAAAUUGAUUACGACGAAAAUGAAGUGCUGAUACAUUUUGAGAAUUAUUCAAGUAAAUAUGAUGAAUGGAUAUCUAUGGACAGCUCAAGACUGCGGCCCUUACAAAAUGCAGAUCCAAAAACUGAAACCAGUAAAAUUGAUGAUGCUAUUGCUAAUAUUGAUCCAAAUCCAAUAAUACACAACGUGGAUAAGAAACCAGCUGUAAUGGAAACUUAUGUUGUUGGGGAGAGAUGUCUAGCCACAUGGAGUAAUUCUAGAAAAUUUCCUGCGACAGUUACGAAGGUUUUGGAAAACAAUUCAUAUGAAGUAUUAUUUGAUGAUGGGUUUGUUAAAACUGCUAAAGCUAAAUCCAUGAGUAAAACUCAAGGCAAACCGAUUCAAUCCAGUCCUCUUUUUGAUCCGAUCAAAAGUAGUAAACAGGAUAGAAGAGAGAAAAAAAGAAAACUGAAUGUAGCUGCUUUAUUUAGAAAAAGACCUAAACUAGAAACUUCACCAGAUAAGGUUAAGAAAAUACCAAGUAAUACGGUAGCUAAUGUACAAUCUCCACUUCAAGCUCAAACAGAAUCACCCAUAGAGCAAGACAUGCCAAUAGCACAGCCCUCUCCAAUUGAUAUUGAAAACUGGAAGCCAAGUUGGUACAAAGGGAAACCAGUUGGAAUAGAAUCCACACUACACACUCAAGAUGGUCCAAAAGUGUCUUAUAUUGUCCCAGAUCCACGGAUUCCGCCAGGUUGGAAUAAACAUAUAUUAAGGAGAACAAAGGGUUGUGAUGCUGGUAAAUGGGAUACAAUUAUUGUUAGUCCAGAAAACAAAAGAUUUAGAUCAAAGACAGAAAUUCUUAGAUAUAUAGAGGAGCAUCCAAAUGAGAAUUUGAAUGAAAAAAUGUUCGAUUUUUCAUUUGUUAUGAGAAGAAAACGGAAAAAUCCAGCUCUAACAACUCCAACAAAAUCUCCUGAAAAGGAAAAACCCCCACCUUUGAUUACACCCGAAGAACCAGUUGAACAACCUGAAGUUAAAAACGAUAAAGAAGAGAAAGAUGAUGAAGAUUCAAAUGGACUGAAAAUACUGUUUGAAGAUGAUGCUUACAAAUGUCCAAUAGAGGGAUGCGGAAAAAAUUUCAGGAGAGAAAAUUUAGCUCAAAUGCAUGUGAAACACUACCAUCCAGAAUAUACCAAAUUCCUGGAUUCAACUCCAAACGUUGCUGAUUUGGCAUAUGCACGAACAGUUGGGGAAAAUCUUGACAGAUCCCCAGAGGAAUAUGACUGCAAGCCGGAAAAUAAUUUCUUGAGACCUCAGAAACCACCUUUUAAAACAGCACCAAAGUCUCUAACUCCCAAAACUUCCAAGCACUCAGCUUCAGAUUUAGAAGAUAUGCCUGAAUUGAAACCUGAAAUAAAACCAAAAUCGAUUCUGGUUUCUAAGUCCAAAGAUCAGGAAAUUAUAAAACUGUUAAAUGCCAAACCCUAUAAUAAGCAAGAAGAAAGUAAUACGCAACAACAAAAUUUGGGAAAUGUUAGUCUUCUAAACACUGACAUAAAACACAAAGAUUCAUCAACAAAGAGUGAUAGUGUCCCAAAGAGGGAAAUACCAACAUUAAAAUCUUUAUUAAAGAACAGGACUUUUACUGGCAUCAAGACUUUGCUACCUGUUCAUCGCACUAAAACAGAUAAUUCUCCAGUUGUUGUAGCUGAAAAAUCAAUUGAGGAACACUACAAACCACCAUCAAAGCGAAAGUCGGCGUUUGCAGAUACUAUAGAGAUAAUAAAAGGUACAGAAAAAACUGAAACACCACCUUUACUUCAUCCUAUUUCCACACCUACACCUACAAAAAUUAAAAUUCCAUCAUCACCACCAACACACCAACAACCGCUACAACAAACACUAUCAUCCUCUUUAACAUUAGAUCCUCCUAUUCUCACUCCUCAAAUAGAAUCAUCACCUUCUUCCAAUCCUAAUCCUCCCUUUAAUAAUAUAAUAAUUGAAGGCGGAGAAGUUAUCAAGAUUGUCAGGAUGAAACAAGAAGAAAUCAUCAACUGUACAUGUGGAUUUACAGAAGAAGAUGGUCUGAUGAUACAAUGUGAACUAUGUCUUUGUUGGCAACAUGCAUAUUGUAACAACAUUGAAAGAGAAAGUCAAGUUCCUGAAAAGUAUGUUUGUUAUAUUUGUCAAAAUCCAUUUAGAGAAAGAUUAUCCAGGAAGUAUUAUCACGAUCAAGAUUGGUUGACAAAAGGAGUAUUGCCUGUAGGAAGUUACCAUACUAGAGAUGAUGAUGCAUUACAGAAGAGGUUCGAUAGAUUGAAAAAAUGUCACGAUUUAUCAGGAGGUUUGAUGGAACUUGGACAUUAUCAACAUAGUUUGAAAAUAAAAAUGAAGAUAGCUGAAGCAAAGAACCAUCCAAAAUUGUAUUUAUGGUCGAAACCUUGGUCUAAAAAAUGUUUACCUGAGAAAGCAAAACCAGAACUUGAAGAUGCUAAACCAAAAGUAGAAAGUGAAGUAACAGAAUUUCUUAAGAAUGACUUUGAUGUUGAGAAAGAAUCCCAAAAUGAGAAUUCAAUGUUGAUGAUGUUAUUGAAAGACGGUAAAAAUGUAAUGUCAAAACUUGAUUUAAAUACAUUAAUGGACAAUACUCCAAUAAUACCUCAACCGGAAGCUAUUGUAGAUUCUGCAGACUGUCGAUUGAAUUUACUUGAACACCUGGUUCACGAAUAUUCUCUGGUAGAAGAAAGAUUGGACAGUUUCGAGAGACAGCUCAGUAUGUUAGAAGAAACAGUUAAUGUAGAAAGAGAUAUUGAAUAUCCAAAAACAAGAAAUACAAUGCAGAUGCUGAUGAGGGAUUUAGAAACAUUGAAAGAAUUUAGUCACAGUUCUGUGUUAUGAAUGAUUAAAUUGAUCGUAUUGGUUCUGUUUUUGUGAUAGUUUCAAUUGAUGGAAUUAUCUUGUUGAUAUCAUCUACUGAAUAGUAAUAAUCAAUUCGAAAUUUAAAAUUUUAUUUAAACAAAUAGUUUCAUAGAUGUUUUUUUUAUAACUCAGAGCUUAAUUGUAUAUAAAAAUGUAUUGUGAACUA